This is a messenger RNA of Cadophora gregata, 5391 nucleotides long. RefSeq lists its product as uncharacterized. The transcript is spliced from 6 exons. The record is from RefSeq and is a predicted model, not a curated record. Bases 2134 to 5391 code for a protein of 1085 amino acids. NCBI's taxonomy places the organism in Eukaryota, Fungi, Ascomycota, Leotiomycetes, Helotiales, Ploettnerulaceae. Gene Ontology annotation, biological process: siderophore biosynthetic process.
UUCGUUACGACAAUACUCAAAGGAGUUGCGGGUUCUACCAGUCUCGAGCCCGGGAGCUGGGGCCUGGACGGCCGAGUAAGGCGAGUCGCUAAGACGAGAGCCAUACGCUGAGUCUUCGGGGGACUUUUGGCAGCAUAAAUGUCGCUAUAUUAAAUCUUAACUUGCUCUCUGUUCGAAAAUUGGGGAUAUUAGUCCCUACCUCAGGAGAAUAGUACUGUGGGAGAAUAUGUAUAUCAGUCUUGCUUUGCCUUAAGAGUCUGACGACUGAAAAGGGGCAGAGCGGGGUGAGACUUACCCAUCCUUCACCAAAUGCCAAAUCGCAAGGGAAAUUCGGAGGAAACCUUUCCAGACGACAAAUAUCGCCGACUUUGUGAUCGUGAUAGAUCUUGGCCUUGGAAGGUGAAACAAUUGGAGGUUGGCGGAGGUUGGAGAUUGACUCGGCGUUCUCACGGCAACAGGACUGUUUCUGAGAUCCCUGUCAGUAUUCUGGCUAACCUAAGAUCAGAAAUAUACCGAUGCAUACUUUUUCUGAAUAGUACUGUAGGAUGAACAUAUCAGUACUACAUUCUUUAGAUGUGGCAAGGGCCGGGAAUACUGUAGCUUACCCAUCCUUCGCCGAUUUCCUCUUUGCAGGGGAAGUCUGGUGGGAACCGUCCUGGGACAGACGAGGACGUGUCGUCGCUGAUGGAGAUCUCGACGUUGGCACUUAGGGGUGCGGCGAGGCCUGGACCCAGGAGCCCCAGAGACGCCAGGAUGGCGAUGUGGGUAUGCAUGAUUUCUGAUGUGCUAUCCAACACUUUUUGAAAUGUAUCGAAGUAUCUUGAGAUGUGUGGUUAUGGUUAAAGGAAGUGGGAGAACAGGGGAGAGCUGCACUUACAUAUAUGAUAUAGCUGAGUCCACGAGGGCAAACGCAACAUCUGUAUCUACGUCACUGACUCUCUCAUCCUGUUCCCCGACUAGGUAACACGUCGGAACACUCGAGUGAUUAUCAUCGAGCCAUCGAGACUCACCUGGUGUUGAACAAACCACCUCGACUAUGGACUCCGGAUCGGACAAGCACAACAUCUUCUCAACAGUUCCAUGUCGCCUAACUCUUUGUCGUGGAGAGUCCACUACAUCGCCGAGAUGUAUCAUGAUCGGGAACUGAGGAAUACCAAGGCAUUACGGACGUUCUCUACCAGUGAUCACAGUGUUACUUCUAUAUCUGCAUACAUAUCCCCUCAAUAGCCGAAAACACACUUUUUCGAAGGGGAAAGCGCUGAAGCAGGUCACUAGGUAAACCUGCCCUAUCACGUGUGUGCAUCAGACUUUCCUCGCUUAACUACACCGUAGUCUUUCAGGCUAUCCGCACCCUGUAAACUGUGUGUUCUGUUUGGCAGUUGACGGGAUACAGGACGGAAAGCCUCGUACACCAUCUGGCACCCGAGCCUCGCUUGCACCCCAAUGUUACAGCUACUGUACUACAGGUACGUUACAUAUUUAACACUACAUACUGUGGGGAUCACCGUCUCGGGUCUGCGAUGCACAAGCGUACCACGGACUGGCAAUGUUUUGGAAAAGAGCCGAGGCUUGAUUGGUCGGGGUGUGAGUUGGCUGAGUUACCAAAUGUAGAUCUUCAAUAUUCAUCAUCCGAUGUCCUACUCGCUGCUGGAAAUUACAAGGGAAUAUUCAGGUACUGCUUGAGCUUGCCUCGCCUCCUAAGCGGAGACUUGGGUGCUCAAAGCAGCUCGAGACGAGCUUGUUUCAAAGGUCAAGGAGGAAUCGAACCCGUGCGAAUUCCCGCUGGUCUCGUUCAAGUUGAACCGACGGUCGACUUGUGUGAUGAUUAAAUCAGACUCACAGAUUCUCUAUGCAGACGAUCGUUUCCAGAAUGAGUUCGGAGAGCGGGAACAUACUUCAAGUGGAGGUAAUGUACCCAUUGGCUAUCGAUUGUGACAUUGCGAUACACAAUCUCCAUGUCCCUGUAGAGCCCAGCUAGGAAGUCGGUAACUGAAUGCUUUGGAAACGACAACAAAUUCUCUCUGUCAAUAGGAGCAGAUAUGUCUUGAACGGUAUUGCUAAGUUUGAUAGAAUUGAGAACAAAGCUUUCAUUGCCAUUUUUGGCGAGGUCUCUUCUUACCUGAAGUUGGCGCCAUGCUUGAGAUGACAGUUUCUACAUCUUUUAAUAUGAACGGAGCACGCAAGAAUAAGAAGCGUCAAGAUGAACAAUCUCAACCCACGAACACUUCUGUACACCGAGCUCGAGCCAGAGCGGAGACAACCAAACGCCUUCUUGCGCAGCUAGUCAACGAGCAACUGGUCACGCUGAAGGUACUCCAUGAUGUGCAUGCACACUCAGGCACCCUCCAAGCACGAAUGGCUGGCAAGGACAGUACGAAUCAGUGGAUAAUAUGCCCAGUGGCGGACAGUAUUAUCCUUAGCGAUCAUGUUCGGCCAGAUGAUUUUGGGGUUCCUGUUACUCUAUGCAGCAAUGCAGACGAGAUUCUGGAAAAUGAUCCGGGUGCUGUUUUCGAGUUUAGCAGUGCUUGGUUUGAUUGUGCAGAUAAGACGAGAAAUUCCAUCGUUGAAGAGUUACGCAACUCAGCUCUCAUGCUAGAAAAGUGGAUGGAACUCGGAGCCGAUAUGCCCAUUCUUGACUUGAACUCCUCGUUCCUGGGAUGGGAGAGAGCCGUGGUAACUGGACAUCCAACUCAUCCAUUUCACCGUACUUGCUUUGCCAGUAACCUGCUUGAUCCAGUCACACCGCAAGACCUCGAACGGAUGCUCAACCCAAGCAUAUCAUUUAUCUCCACCCCACGGUCCUCAAUCUGUAUAUUUGGGCCAUUUGAAGAACUAAUCGAUGCUUUGGCAAAGCAUCUCGCAGUUUCGGUCCCCAACAACGAAGCGAUGGCCAUUGUCCCCUGUCUCACGCAGCAUCUCCCCGCACUCACACACUUCUUCCCAGAAGCCACAUUAAUCAAGACGGUCCCGAAUUGCGGAGUAGCUCAAGCAGCUAUCCGAACAGUUUCUAUCCUCGGCGUUGCAUACGACAUCAAGUUCUCUUUGGCAUGUCUCAUCACGUCCGCCUUGCGGGUUCUGCCAAGCUGGUCUGCGGCUUCAGCACCAAGAAUGACUUCACUGUUGAAGACUCUGGUGCCGCCAGACUUAUGGCUAUGUGGCGAAGUUGCUGCUGUGACCGGGAGUCAAGAAGAUACUAGCGAGGCACGAUACUUGACAUGCAUUCUGCGCGAGAACUUGGAGGAAAAGGCGCGGGAGAAUGGGGAAGCGUUGAUUGUAGUGUCGGCGCUGAUAGAAAAGCCGAUGCAGAGUGACAAGACAUAUGCUGAAAUAUUGUUCGACUUGGAGACCAUUUCGGACAAGAUUCAGUGGUUUAAGAUGUAUAUUGAGUGUCUUUUACCUCUCGCUCUUGAUCCACUUCUACGACAUGGAGUGGGGUUUGAAUUCCACGCUCAGAAUGCCGUCGUACGAGUAUGCAAGAAGACAAAAACCAUCAAAAGCUUCGCAAUCCGCGAUCUAGCAGGUAUCAAGAUGCACCGCCCGACUUUCGUUAAGCAAGGUUUUGACUUGACCGACAUGGAUGCCUCGGCCACGGAUGAUGUGCAUGAAGUAUGGGAUCGAGUACACCAUGCACUUCUUCAAAAUCACAUUGGGUAUCUGAUGUACGCAUUGGGACUGGAAAAGACUCAUGAUGGGUGGGGUGUUGUCCGGUCGUUCCUUUUUGAUGUUCUCACUGCAGAUGGCAGUUUGGUUGGGAGAGAGAUGUACGAGUAUUUUUUGAAAGAGACAAUGGCUUUCAAAUGCUUCCUAACCAUGAGGAUGGAGGCAACACUCAAAACUUCCUUUAAAAUCGUGGAUAUUCAGAUACCCAAUGUCUGCAAGACGGAAAGUCCAUGGCUGCGUCAGAUAUCCGUUGCUGGGAUGCAAAGCGGGGGCAGGUUAUCGUCUCCUGAACAAGUCACUCAAGAAGUAAGGGACAGAGAACGAGCUUUGGUUUUGACAAACCGUUCCGAAAUUGUGCCUUCGCCCGGACAACUCACUGACGCUGUACGGCGACGAAACCCUCACCCAGCUCUCCUUCCAAAGCUAUUUAUCGAACGACUUGAGCUUUUCCACGAGGCAUUGGCACUCGCCCUGGACAGUAUCAUCGAGAGGUGGUGGAAAGACUCAGAUGCCAACUUUCCUGCUCGGAUGCCGCUCGACCCUCAAACGGAAGAUCUUCUCAGGUGGGUCGAUAAAGGCACCAUUGAGGGAUACGGCCGACCAUAUAAAGGCCAUCAAGGAAAUUUGAGGCCUGAUUUUCUCAUUCCUGCAGAGAAAAGUUGUCACGAUAUUCCUCGAUUUCGCAUUUGCGAGAUCAAUGCCAGAUUUCCAAUCAGCUUCCUACAUUACGUAGCAAGCUCGUAUGAGGCACUGGCAGGUCUAGGAUGGGACACACCAUUAAUUGCACCAGCUACAGAUCACAAGAAAUUGUACGACAGUCUGUUCGAGUUGUUCGACCCAAAGCUUCCUGUUCACUUUGUUCGGGAGACGUCGGAUUUUCCACUGGAUAGCCCACUAUUUGGCUUGAUGGAAGAACGAACAGGUAUAAGACCAAGAAGCGUGGUACCAGCCAGUCUUCGCCUGAUACCCAGCAGUACCAGCCCGACAGGGUUCGUUCUGUACUGUGUCUGGGGUGUUGAUUCCACAGUAGGGAAGCGACCUGCAAAUCUCAAAGUGGUUGAUGGAGAGCUGCUGGAGGAAGUGCAUCAAGUGGGACUUCAACUUUAUGAUUUUGAGCUCUUUUCGCUGGAUCCAGAAAUGGUGCGUCAAAUUGCCAUGCGCAGCGUCAAUGAUGUGCGAAGUAUCUUCAUUGCUCAUGACAAAAGAAUUCUGGGUAUCAUAAGGCAGGAUUUGUAUGAUCUUGUACAUAAACAUCAGGUUCUCACCUCCGCUCAAGCUCAGAUGCUAGAAGAACGACUGAUUCCGACAAUCUUACCUGGCUCUGCAGAAGUAAAGGCACUUCUGCAAGCGAGCUCCCAUUAUUCCGCAACAAAAGACACAUUCAUUCUCAAGCCAUUCCGCCGAGCUCGAGGAUCAGGUAUCGUGCUAGGGAAAGAUCUUUCGGAUUCUGAAUGGGACUCGAUUCUGAAAGGCAUGCAAGAAACAAGGAUUGAUAAAUUCUCGACACAGUACAUCCUACAACCGCUGUUACCUUUAAGAAAGGUUCAUUGGUUCUGGAAUGAGGAGAGAAAAGUCCAAAAGAGUCGAAUGGUAGGUACCUACUUUUCGAUCAAUGGGCAAUUCAAAGGAUUCGGCGCAUGGAGGACCGCGUUGGCAUCUGAAGAUGUCAUUUCUGCAGCGACCACAGAUAUCACUACGGUUUUUGCAGCUAUUUAUUUGGGAGAUGAGUAG